ACCUAUAGAGUCCCCGUCCCGACCACUUUUAUGGUACGAAAGCAAAGUCUGAUUUAAAAAACAAUAGCCUUACAAUCUUCCACAGUGCGGAAACCCGAGAUUGAAGAUUUCCUUUCCUUCCUUUCCAAGUCACCAAUUCACGUACAGAUUAGAAAAUCAUCGUCAAUAAAAUCAUCGUCAAUUAUUUAAUUAGUGGAGAAUUCGAGGGGGCCAUGGCUGAUUAUUCCAAGGAGGAUUUCCUGCAGCUGAUCAAGCGUGUCGGCGCUUUUUUCACUAUCAAGAUUUCCAAUCUCUUCCGUAAUUUGGAUCUACGAUCCAUUGGGGCUAUAGCUGGGCUAGCAUUUGCAGUAGUUUUUACUUGGAGAUUAUUGAGAACACCUAGUGGACCGCAAAGAAGGCAACCCAAAAGGCAGGCUCCUACAAGCGGUAGUUCUAGCUCUAGUAGUCAUGGAAAUGCCAAUGUAAAUGUGACAUCUUCAGGCAUUAGCAAUUCUUCAGAAGACUCAAGAACUCAGAAUGUGAUAGAUGAGCUCUUUCAGCCGGUAAAGCCAACUCUUGGUCAAAUAGUUCGUCAGAGGUUGAGUGAAGGGAGGAAGGUAACAUGCAGAUUACUUGGUGUAAUACUUGAAGAAAGCAGCCCAGAGGAGCUGCAGAAACAAGCAACUGUAAGAUCGUCUGUGGUAGAGGUAUUGCUUGAGAUCACAAAAUUUUGUGAUCUCUAUCUCAUGGAAAGGGUGCUGGACGAUGAAAGUGAGAAGAAAGUUCUCCUAGCUUUGGAAGAUGCUGGGAUCUUUACAUCUGGUGGCUUAGUCAAAGACAAGGUUCUUUUCUCUAGCACAGAGAUUGGACGGACAUCUUUUGUGAGACAACUGGAACCGGAUUGGCAUGUAGACACAAACCCUGAAAUCGUUACUCAAUUAGCGAGAUUCAUCAAGUAUCAGCUUCACAUUUCUCCAAUGAAGCCUGAGGGAACUGCUGCCAACGUUUACACCUCUACAUCCUUGGAACAAUUCUUUCGAAGCACCUAAUUUGAUGUAGUAUUGUAACACAUUUGGGGACUUUUCUCUCUUUGUUUCGAGUUCACUGGAGUCAAUAUAUCACCUGCAAUUACUGAUUUUGCAAUGUGUCAAAGAAUUUCUGAGUGAUAUUUUGAUACAUGUGCUACAUUCGAUUCUUGUUCACUGUUCAAGUUCAUAAAACAUGUAGUCAUUGUAUUUUGAGUUAAUGUAUAAUUAUUUAGAAUGUGCA
Molecule: messenger RNA, 1248 nt
Organism: Olea europaea var. sylvestris
Lineage: Eukaryota; Viridiplantae; Streptophyta; Magnoliopsida; Lamiales; Oleaceae
Product: peroxisome biogenesis protein 22
Exons: 8
Coding region: 213-1028 (271 amino acids)
Biological process (GO): peroxisome organization
Source: RefSeq, a predicted model, not a curated record